AUGAAUGCCUGUGAUCUAUAUGAAUAUUUAUAUCGUGAUAAAUGGUUAAUUGCUCCUGGACACACGAAUGUCAACAGUAACACUAAUCGUCGUGUUAUCACCGACAGUAGUCAUCCUUCACAUAAACCGUAUGGAUUAAAAUAUCCUACUGAGAAUGUAAAUUUUGCUGCAUACUUAUGGAAUAUUGAUGAAGUGUACGGCCCAAAUCCAGAAUUAUUUAUGUUACGCAUAUUUAUGUCACUUGUCACUGGAUUUACAUGCAGUUUAUGGAUGUGGACUGUGAAAGUACACAAAAUCCUCAAUGGAUAUAGUUUACAACGUCCUAGUGUAGAAGGACAGUUGGAUUUAAGAUGUGGCAUUGUCGGUUGUAGUAAUACUACAACAACUGGUUGUCCCACUGACAUCAAUUUAAACUGUCAUCAAAAAUCAAGCUACCCGACAACAUCACUUCUAACCAAAGGUCAUUUAAGCCAGUUGGAUACAAGUUUUAUUCCACGUGAUUUAGAGCAUUCAACAGCAACUACACCCGGUUAUUAUAGUCAUGCUAAGAUUAGUCCAAAUAGGAUAAUUGAUUCAAUGAGUGAAGAUGCUUCAGCGUCUUCAAUCCCUCCACCUCUUCCACCAGCAACUAGUCGACCACCACGUCUACCGGCACGUGGUGAUCCAUGUAUUGGAGCGUCAGCCAGUCAGGUGUUUACAUUCACCAAUAAGUUGAAUACAGAAAAGUUGGACAAUAGUAAAACCUGUCAAAAUCAUAAUGAUACUAACAGCAGUGAGACCGAAAACUAUAGUUUAAUCAAAUUUCAAGUAACCUGA
Trichobilharzia regenti is the source of this 816-nucleotide messenger RNA. Lineage: Eukaryota; Metazoa; Platyhelminthes; Trematoda; Strigeidida; Schistosomatidae. The record is from the annotation of a GenBank genome assembly.